AUGGGGAUGAACUCGGACCUCAAGGCUCAGCUCAGGGAGCUGAAUAUUAGGGCAGCCAAGGAAAUUGAAGUUGGUGGUGGUCGGAAAGCUAUCAUAAUCUUUGUUCCCAUUCCUCAAUUAAAAUCUUUCCAGAAAUUCCAAGUCCGGCUAGUACGCGAAUUGGAGAAAAAGUUCAGUGGGAAGCAUGUUGUCUUUAUCGCUCAGAGGAGAAUUCUGCCUAAGCCAACUCGAAAAAGCCAUACAAAAAAUAAGCAAAAGCAUCUCAGGAGCCUUACUUUGACAGCUGUGCAUGAUGCAAUCCUUGAGGAGUUGGUCUUCCCAAGUGAAAUUGUGGGCAAGAGAAUCCACAUGAAACUGGAUGGCAGCUGUCUCAUAAAGGUUCAUUUGGACAAAGCACAGCAGAACAAUGUGGAACACAAGGUUGAAACUUUUUCUGGUGUCUAG
Messenger RNA from Saimiri boliviensis boliviensis (Bolivian squirrel monkey), 444 nucleotides. Its product is annotated as small ribosomal subunit protein eS7-like. Lineage: Eukaryota; Metazoa; Chordata; Mammalia; Primates; Cebidae. Gene Ontology annotation, molecular function: structural constituent of ribosome. Gene Ontology annotation, cellular component: cytosolic small ribosomal subunit; 90S preribosome; small-subunit processome. Gene Ontology annotation, biological process: translation; rRNA processing; ribosomal small subunit biogenesis. The record is from RefSeq and is a predicted model, not a curated record.